UUUUAUCUACUAUCUUUUAUUUCCCCCCCUCUUCUCCUAGAUAUAUAUGCUUUAUUUUUUUAUUCUUUUACUUUUUUUUUCUCUGAAACAAGGAAGGCCAAGGAAAAAGAAAUUAAUGCAACGGUUCCCCGCCAAACACCGCGUUAGUUAACGACGCCCAUAAUUGUAAUCCACCGCAUACCAAUCGAACACAUUGGCGAUCCCUACAAUGGUGGUGAAGACGACGGCGAAUGACGUGGCCACCGAGAAGAGGACGUGCGUCGUUCUCGGAGGCCGAGGAUUCUUAGGGAGAUCGCUCGUUGCCAGGCUGCUGCAACUCGGAGGUUGGAUCGUCCGAGUCGCCGAUUCAUCUUCUCACUCGCUGCUCACCGAUCCUUCCGUUUCCGACUCUCUCCUCUCCAAUGCUCUUUGCUCAGGUCAAGCCUCCUUUUGCCAUGUCGACGUUCGCGACACAUCUCAAAUCAUUAUAGUAACUAAAGGUGCAGAUGUUGUAUUUUACAUGGAACCAACUGAUUUAGACAUACGUGAUUUCUAUAAUUGUUACAUGAUCAUAGUUCAAGGUGCAAAAAAUGUCAUUAAUGCAUGCCGGGAAUGUAAAGUUAGACGACUUGUAUACAACAGUUCUGCAGAUAUUGUUUUUGAUGGAUCACGGGAUAUAAUUGAUGGUGAUUUGUCUUUCAUUUGCCCGGGGAAAUUUAAGGAUAUGCUGAUUGACCUUAAGUUUCAAGCGGAAGGACUAAUCAGGUUAGCAAACAAUAUUGAUGGUCUUCUAACAUGUGUACUUCGGCCUAGCAAUGUCUUUGGACCAGGUGAUACACGGUUUGUGCCUUUGCUAGUGAAUCUAGCCAAAGCUGGUUUGGCAAAGUUUAUUACAGGAUGCGGUGAAAAUAUGUCUGACUUUACCUAUACGGAGAAUGUUGCUCAUGCUCAUAUCUGUGCUGCAGAAACUCUAGAUUCUCGGGUGGUAUCUGUGGCUGGAAAGGCUUUUUUCAUCACAAAUCUCGAGCCGAUAAUGUUCUGGGAAUUUGUGUCUCUCAUACUUGGAGGCUUAGGGUAUCAAAGACCUUACAUAAAGGUUCCUACUUGGAUGGUUUCAUGUAUUGUCUCACUUCAUCAAUGUAGAAAUGACAAAUUGUACAAUUACAGCGUAUCACCUCACUACAUGCUUCAACUAGCUUCACGCACCAGAACUUUUGACUGCUCUGCAGCUCAAAAUCAUCUUGGAUACUCACCUGUUGUCUCCAUGAAGGAUGGUAUCAAGUUAACGAUUCAAUCAUUCUCUCAUUUAGCCAAUGACUCAUUUUACACGAAAUACGGAAAUUUUAAUGAACAAUCCAAAGCAGAGAAGAUGCUGGGCAGCGGGAUAGUUGCAGACAUCUUGCUGUGGAGAGAUGAAAGGAGAACAUUUGCAUGCUUCUUUACUCUGGUUUUGGUAUAUUGCUGGUUCUUUCUCUGUGGAAGAACUUUUGCAUCAUCUUUUGCCGACCUUCUGCUUCUAGUUAUAGUCGCUCUUUAUGGACAUGGCAUUUUAUCAUCAAAGAUAUGUGGUUUUGCUGUUCAAGAGAUACCUUCGUCUCGUUUCAAAGUCACAGAAUCAGAAGCUCAACAGGCAAUGACAUCCAUAGCACAUACAUGGAAUAAAGGAGUACGUAGAAUCAAAUCGUUGGCGAAGGGAGAGGAUUGGAGCAAGUUUUUCAGGGUUGUGAUUUCCAUUUAUCUCUUCAAGUCGAUUCAGGCUUAUUCCGUGGCUGUGCUGUUUGGCAGCGUACUGGUUUUUGCCUUCACUGCAUUUUUUGUUUAUGAUCAAUAUGAAGCAGAGAUUGAUGCAUUAAGGAUUCUUAUCUUUUGUGGUAUGGUGGAGUUAAAAGGAUUGUUAUUAAGGAAACUACCAGCUUCCAUCUCGUCAUUUUCUCAACACGACAAUGUAUUACAUCAAGAAAAAGUUCCCGCUCGAGUAAAGGAGUGGAAAUAGCCGGAUCAUGCUCUGGUAGUUUUUUAGUUCCAUCACUGACUUGCAUCAAACCUAUAUUGCUCAGAUAUAGGCAUGAGUGUAUGCGCCCGGCGUGGGUAUGUUUAAUUUUUUUCUAAAUUUAUUCAUGUAUUUGGAAGGUUCUUGAAGGAUCAUAUGUAGUAUCGGGUCAUAGAAAUUAUUUUCCUAGAGAAGUAGUCAUAGGUGCACGUAAAGUCUGUCACUUCUAAGUAAUGGUUCAUUUUAAAGCGAGUCAGGGAUACAUGCACAUACGUAUCUGCAUCGGUAACACAUACUGAGUGUACUAGAAAAAAUACCUUUUUUUAAGGUAGAAAGAUACUUAAAACAUUUGUUUUUCGAUAUUUCAUAUUAAAAGCUUAAAGUUA
Messenger RNA from Gossypium raimondii (Peruvian cotton), 2355 nucleotides. RefSeq names its product 3beta-hydroxysteroid-dehydrogenase/decarboxylase. The record is from RefSeq and is a predicted model, not a curated record. Gene Ontology annotation, molecular function: 3-beta-hydroxy-Delta5-steroid dehydrogenase (NAD+) activity. Lineage: Eukaryota; Viridiplantae; Streptophyta; Magnoliopsida; Malvales; Malvaceae. The coding region runs from base 209 to 1972 and encodes 587 amino acids. Gene Ontology annotation, biological process: steroid biosynthetic process. The transcript is spliced from 12 exons.